GCGAGAUAAACUAGUUCGAAUGACACAAAUAUCCCACACCUCAUAUCCCAUCCUCAGUUACACUCAGAUACGUCGCCGUUACCUCCGUCAGCUAAGUGAACUCCCCGUUACUUCACCGUGCAGUAGUCCAGCUUAAAAGUCACGCCCACCACACGCUCCUCUCGUCCUAGUGUGGUUGUGUGUCAGUGUAGCUCCUCAGUGUAUGGAGACACGUGCUACCGGCUUGCUAUGUGCUUAUAUCUGUUUCUGUUUUGAAGCUUUGGUUGUGAUCUUCGGUGGCGUCCUUUUUCCGAGGUGAAAAAAAGAUAUAUAUAUUGUGCAUCAUCAUUGACACCAUGAAGGUAUUAGCAGUUUUGACGUGUUUGGCAUGGUGUUGUCUUUUCCUGCCGUGUAGGAGCGCUUCCCCUAGAGGCUUCACAGCGGAGGAACCAAGAGUCAGAAAUAAUACAAGUCCGGAGAUUUCAUUUUCCAAGAGCAGGGUGGUGACGUUGUUACCGUCGCGAGCGCGCCAGCCAGGGGGACCUCGCUCUCCGCACCACCUCUCGAGGCGCAGCGGCUGUCCCCAAUCCUCGUCCUCCGGUUUCUCCACCUUUGGCUUCCUCGCCUUCAUGCUCAUCUCCAUCAACACCGUCGUCAACAUCAUCAAUAACAUCAACAAUAACAACAACAACAACAAUAAUAAUAACAACAAUAACAACGACAAUAACAACAACAAUAACAUGAAUAUGAACGAGAACGGGAGGGCGUUCGAGUUGAAGGACGACCUCUGGGAUCUGGCCUUCGACGACCACCACUUACGAUUGCCUUGUGUAGUUGCCACUGUGACUAUAUACAUGAUUGUGACUGUAAAAGUAAGCUGUGUUUGCUAUGGUGAUUGCUCUGUGGGCGUGAUGGAAGCCAUGGACGAGACGAGUGGCGAUAUCAAAUCGUGGGCGGCCGCCGUGCUCUCUAAAUAUCCCCAGUGUCUUCCGCGGUUUGCCUGUGAGAUGACCUCGUAUGUCGGCGAUAACACAGUAGGAUUAUUGUUAUUAACGCCUCUGAAAACAUCUUGGGCUGGAGAGAUCCUUCAAUCGUCCAGGAGCGGAGGAUGCCAGACUUUGUACCCUCUCUGUCCACUCUUUGAUGACUGAAGAUUUCGUCAUAUUCUUGCGGUAUAAAGAUGGGCGGUUUCUUGCAAAUAUGGGAUAAAGAUAUUGGAAUAUGUUUCUUUUUUGUUUGGGUAAAUCCUUUUUUUGUUUCACGUACAUGGUGAAAUUUUUCAUAGAAAGUCCUCAUUAUAACUAGCUUUACUGUCUGAGAUGCGUCAAAGAGACACUAUAGGAGUGGCUGAGGGAACGCCAUUGGAUGCGUGAUAUUUUUGUUGAUUGUGGUUUAGUUCACCGCACUUAAACAAUUAGCUUUAUAUAUUUCUUAAUGUCAUACAGCACGAAGGAACGCCAAAAGCUCAGCACCGAAAGAUCCAAGGGGCAUCACUUGAAGGGUCGAAGGUAAUAUUAGGAGGGUCGAAGAAAAAACAGUGGUUAGGCUGAAAAUCACUUGUAGAAGGCCUAGGGCCCACCCGUAAAAAGGUUAAAUGGCACCACUGGAAGGCCGAAGAGGCAUAUUGGAAGGGCCAUGUGGACACGAAGGGACACUAUAGGAGGGUCCGAAGGGACAGUAUCGCAAGGGCCGUGGGGUACCUUUGGAAGGCCCGAGGGGCAACACUGGAGGGGCAAAGGGAUACCAUUAAUAAUCUGUGCUUCGGCAUUAGCAGUAUUCAUGUUUCUAUGUCUCUAUUAAUACAUGACUGUAUACUUGCGUGCGUGUGCAUAAGAAUAUUUUUGUGAACGCGUCGCAUGUUUAUUCAUAAAAUGUAAUAAACAUCAAAUACA
Penaeus monodon (black tiger shrimp) is the source of this 1871-nucleotide messenger RNA. Its product is annotated as diacylglycerol kinase A-like. The record is from RefSeq and is a predicted model, not a curated record. Lineage: Eukaryota; Metazoa; Arthropoda; Malacostraca; Decapoda; Penaeidae.